This is a messenger RNA of Gossypium raimondii (Peruvian cotton), 1981 nucleotides long. RefSeq names its product isovalerate--CoA ligase AAE2. The transcript has 2 exons. The record is from RefSeq and is a predicted model, not a curated record. NCBI's taxonomy places the organism in Eukaryota, Viridiplantae, Streptophyta, Magnoliopsida, Malvales, Malvaceae. Bases 122 to 1912 code for a protein of 596 amino acids.
GUAACGUGUCCGUUACAUUUCUGUCGAUUAUAAAAACACACAAACAACCAAUCAGUUUGUUUGAGUAUCGUUUUCACCUAACCUUCACUUUCCAUCUCUGAGUUUCUUCUCCGGCGAGACCAUGCACCGUUUUUUACGAUCUUCAUCCACUCGAUUGGUCACCACCCGCACUUACCUUCUCCACUCCUUUGUUGUUCCAAGUUAUCGCUAUUUCUCUCUCUUUGCAGCCGACGGUGACGUUGAUGAUGGUGGUGAUGCUCCUCAACCACGGAAAUCCAUGGAGGGUCUUCGCCGGUGCUCAGCUAAUCACGUGCCUUUGUCUCCCAUUAGCUUCCUGGAAAGAGCAGCAAAGGUUUACAGAGACAGAACAUCGCUUGUUUAUGGUUGUCGUAACUUCACAUGGAAUCAAACGCAUCAACGUUGUCUUAAGCUCGCUUCUGCUUUGUCUCAGAUCGGGAUUUCCCGUGGUGAUGUGGUUUCAACUCUGGCUCCCAAUGUUCCAGCAAUGUACGAGCUGCAUUUCGCGGUUCCUAUGGCCGGAGCUGUUCUUUGUACGCUUAAUUCCCGGCUCGACUCGGCCAUGGUUUCAGUCCUACUCGCACAUUCAGAAGCUAAGAUCCUAUUCGUAGACCACGGAUUACUCGAAAUCGCUCGCGGAGCAUUCGACCAUCUUGCUAAAACUAACACAGAACCACCAAUCUUAGUUUUGAUUUCUGAAGGGGAUGACGAUCCAUCUCCAACCAGCAUUGUGCCUUAUGAAUAUGAAAGUUUUUUAGAAACUGGGCAUAUUGAAUUUGAGAUAAAAAGACCAAAGAGUGAAUGGGAUCCUAUAAGUGUGAAUUAUACCUCUGGUACAACAUCUAGGCCUAAAGGAGUUGUUUAUAGUCACAGGGGAGCCUACCUCAAUACUAUCGCGACGCUUUUCCUUCACGGAAUGCAGUCGAUGCCGGUUUAUUUGUGGACCGUGCCUAUGUUUCAUUGUAACGGUUGGUGCCUCACUUGGGGUGUCACGGCACAGGGUGGCACAAACAUAUGCAUGAAGAACGUUUCCCCGAGUAAAAUAUUUGAGAACAUAGCUUUACAUAAUGUGACACACAUGGGAGGAGCUCCAACCGUCCUAAAUAUGAUUGUGAAUUCAUCUGUAAGAGAGCAAAAGCGGAUUUCCAGCAAGGUCGUGAUAUGCACUGGUGGCUCACCACCGCCUCCACAGAUCUUGCUUAAGAUGGAAGAGUUGGGUUUUAGUGUGACUCACUUGUAUGGCCUUACUGAAACUUACGGUCCCGGUACAUACUGUGUGUUGAAACCCGAAUGGAAAUCCUUGCCUCCCGAGGAACAAUCGAAGUUGAAAGCUCGGCAAGGUACGCAACAUCUCGGUUUGCAAGAUGUUGACAUAUUAGAUCCUGUCACGAUGGAGAAAGUACCAGCUGAUGGUAAAACCAUGGGUGAAGUCAUGUUCAGAGGAAACACUGUGAUGAGUGGAUACUUCAAAGACUCAAAAGCAACUGAGGAAGCAUUUAAAGGUGGAUGGUUUCACAGCGGUGAUCUCGCCGUGAAACAUCCAGACGGGUAUAUAGAAGUAAAGGACCGGCUGAAAGAUAUCAUAAUUUCUGGGGGAGAGAAUAUAAGCUCAAUACAAGUUGAGACAGUUUUGUACAGUCACCCAGCAGUUCUCGAAGCUGCAGUUGUUGCACGGCCUGAUAAUCAUUGGGGACAGACCCCUUGUGCAUUCGUGAAGCUAAAAGAAGGAUUUGACAUUGACGCUCAAGAACUAAUCCUGUUUUGCCGGGGUCACUUGCCGCAUUAUAUGGCUCCCAAAACCGUGAUCUUUGAGGAAUUACCAAGGACAUCAACUGGAAAGAUACAAAAAUAUAUAUUGAGAGAAAAAGCAAAGGCGCUUGGGAGCCUCUCUUAAGCAACAAAUGAUAAUGUACUAACCCUAAAGAUACAAAAUUUCUCAAAAGUUUUUUUCAUUAUCAUUUAA